GAGAGGAGGACCUAUUAGAGCCGCUGCCCCUGCGCCCGUGACUCAGUGUUCGCGGGAGCGCCGCAGCUACCCCAGCCAACCCAGGUCCCGAGGUCUGACAGCGCCCGGCCCCGCUCUCCACGCCUGCCCGGAGCCAGCCGCCCGGCGCGCUCCGCCCCUCCACAGCCUCCGUCCUUCGAUCUCAGCCCCGUGCCCUUCCCGGGACCCCUGCCCCGAGGGCAGCACUGCCAACCUGCCGGCCAUGGAGACCCCGUCCCAGCGGCGCGCCACCCGCAGCGGGGCGCAGGCCAGCUCUACCCCGCUGUCGCCCACCCGCAUCACCCGGCUGCAGGAGAAGGAGGACCUGCAGGAGCUCAACGACAGGCUGGCGGUCUACAUCGAUCGCGUGCGCUCGCUGGAGACGGAGAACGCGGGGCUGCGCCUUCGCAUCACCGAGUCGGAAGAGGUGGUCAGCCGCGAGGUGUCCGGCAUCAAGGCGGCCUACGAGGCCGAGCUGGGGGAUGCCCGCAAGACCCUCGACUCGGUGGCCAAGGAGCGAGCCCGCCUGCAGCUGGAGCUCAGCAAAGUGCGCGAGGAGUUUAAGGAGCUCAAAGCGCGCAAUACCAAGAAGGAAGGUGACUUGCUGGCGGCCCAGGCCCGGCUCAAGGAUCUGGAAGCUCUGCUCAACUCCAAGGAGGCGGCACUGAGCACUGCUCUCAGUGAGAAGCGCACAUUGGAAAACGAGCUGCAUGAUCUUCGGGGACAGGUGGCCAAGCUUGAAGCAGCCCUUGGUGAGGCCAAGAAGCAACUUCAGGAUGAGAUGCUGCGGCGGGUAGAUGCUGAGAACAGACUGCAGACCCUGAAGGAGGAACUAGACUUCCAGAAGAACAUCUACAGCGAGGAGCUGCGGGAGACCAAGCGCCGCCAUGAGACCCGGCUGGUGGAGAUCGAUAAUGGGAAGCAGCGUGAGUUUGAGAGCCGGCUGGCAGAUGCCCUGCAGGAUCUGCGGGCCCAGCACGAGGACCAGGUGGAACAGUACAAGAAAGAGUUGGAGAAGACUUAUUCUGCCAAGCUGGACAAUGCCAGGCAGUCUGCGGAGAGGAACAGUAAUCUUGUGGGAGCUGCGCACGAGGAGCUGCAGCAGUCCCGCAUCCGCAUCGACAGCCUCUCGGCCCAGCUCAGCCAGCUGCAGAAGCAGCUGGCAGCCAAGGAGGCUAAGCUUCGGGACCUAGAGGACUCCCUGGCCCGGGAGCGGGACACUAGCCGGCGGCUGUUGGCAGAGAAGGAACGGGAGAUGGCUGAAAUGCGGGCGAGGAUGCAGCAGCAGCUGGACGAGUACCAGGAGCUGCUGGACAUCAAGCUGGCUCUGGACAUGGAGAUCCACGCCUACCGCAAGCUCCUGGAGGGCGAGGAGGAAAGGCUACGCCUGUCCCCCAGCCCCACCUCGCAGCGCAGCCGUGGCCGCACCUCCUCCCACUCAUCCCAGACUCAGGGUGGGGGCAGCGUCACCAAGAAGCGCAAGCUGGAGUCCACUGAGAGCCGUAGCAGCUUCUCCCAGCAUGCUCGCACCAGUGGGCGCGUGGCUGUGGAGGAGGUGGAUGAAGAGGGCAAGUUCGUGCGGCUGCGCAACAAGUCCAAUGAGGACCAAUCCAUGGGCAACUGGCAGAUCAAGCGCCAGAAUGGAGAUGAUCCCUUGCUGACUUACCGCUUCCCACCAAAGUUCACUCUGAAAGCUGGGCAGGUGGUGACGAUCUGGGCUUCAGGAGCUGGGGCCACUCAUAGCCCCCCCACUGACCUGGUCUGGAAGGCGCAGAACACCUGGGGCUGUGGGAACAGUCUGCGCACGGCUCUCAUCAACUCCACUGGGGAAGAGGUGGCCAUGCGCAAGCUGGUGCGCUCCGUGACCGUGGUUGAGGAUGAUGACGACGAGGAUGGAGAUGACUUGCUCCAUCACCACCACGGCUCCCACUGCAGCAGCUCGGGGGACCCCGCUGAGUACAACCUGCGCUCACGCACCGUGCUGUGCGGGACUUGUGGGCAGCCCGCCGACAAGGCCUCUGCCAGCGGCUCGGGAGCCCAGGUGGGCGGAUCCAUCUCCUCUGGCUCUUCGGCGUCCAGUGUCACAGUCACUCGCUACCGCAGUGUGGGGGGCAGUGGGGGUGGCAGCUUCGGGGACAACUUGGUCACCCGCUCCUACCUCCUGGGCAACUCCAGGCCCCGAACCCAGAGCCCCCAGAACUGCAGCAUCAUGUAAUCUGGGACCUGCCAGGCAGGGGUAGGGGUGGAAGCCACUUGCUUCCUCUUUACCUCAUGCCUAACCCCUGCCCAGCACCUCAUGGGAGCAGGCUUGAAGCCAAAGAAAAAUUCCCCCUUUGGUUUUCUUCUAUAUUUUUUUUUUCUAAGAGAAGUUAUUUUCUACAGUGGUUUUAUACUGAAGGAAAAACACAAGCAAAAAAAAAAAAAAAAAAGAGUCUCUAUCUCAAUGCUAAUUUCUCUCCCUGCCUUUCCCUGAUUCUGGGGAAACUCUACAUCUGCCUUAAAACCAAAGAGGGCUUCCCCUAGGAGCCAAGGGAAAGGGGGUGCUUUUAUAGAGCUUAGUUUCUGCUUUAUUGGCCUGGCUGCAGCCCCUCCCCCCUCCUGCCCCCGGGACCCUGUGACAUGGUGCCUAAGAGGCCGGCGUGGAGUCAACUCCACCAGCCUCCUGCAGACAGCUGGCUCACUGCCAGGCCAGCCUCCAAGGGAAGGACCGUCCAGCCAGGACCAAGGCCUUGGUCUCCCCGAUCCACUUUACCUGGCUGAGGCUCCUUCCCCGCCCCGCCCCCACCAGCCCCGCCCCUGCCCCCGGGGGUGGGGGUGGGGCAAGUCCAUUCUCCCAGGUACCAGCUGCGCUUUGCUUUUUCUGUAUUUUAUUUAGACAAGAGAUGGGAAAUGAAAUGGGAG
This is a messenger RNA of Perognathus longimembris pacificus (Pacific pocket mouse), 2919 nucleotides long. It is a transcript of the gene Lmna, whose product is annotated as lamin A/C. NCBI's taxonomy places the organism in Eukaryota, Metazoa, Chordata, Mammalia, Rodentia, Heteromyidae. Bases 242 to 2233 code for a protein of 663 amino acids. The record is from RefSeq and is a predicted model, not a curated record. The transcript is spliced from 12 exons.